GUUUGCAAGCUGCCUCACACUUUGUAAUCCUCGAAGUCAAAAGAGAGCAACCCAACGAAUGGAAAUAACAUAGUUGCUGUCGGUGUAAAAAUCUUCCUGCGGAAAACCUUUCCUAAGCAAAACCGGGAAUCAUGAAACGGAGGUCGUUGCUCUUGCUGAAACGCCGAUGGGAGUCCAUUCCUAUUCCCGAGCAGUCUUCGGGCACCAGUAUUACAGUUGAUAUUGCUGUCAUGGGAGAAGCUCAUGGACUCAUCACGGACCUUCUGGCAGAUCCUUCCUUGCCCCCCAACGUCUGCACCUCCCUGCGAGCUGUGAGCAACCUCCUCAACACACAGUUAACCUUCCAAGCUAUUCAUAAACCAAGGGUCAACCCCUUGGCAUCCUUCAAUGAGAACUAUACAUGCUCUGAUUCAGAGGAAAGCUCAGAGAAGGGAGAGAAGCUUAUUUCCAAGCGCAUCCGGAAGAGCCUCCCUCCCGGUCUUUUGCGGCGCGUGUCAUCCACGUGGACAACCACCACCUCUGCCACAGGUUUGCCCACCUUGGAGCCCGCUCCCAUGAAAAGAGACCGGAGUGCUAGCAUCAAGCUUCAUGAUACUUCAUCAUCCGGCUCUGAUCCAUGGAACAAUCCCCUCCUGAUGGCGAUCUCCAAAAGUAGAUCGUUCUCCACCUCCUAUGCAAUGUCUGCUGCCAACCAUCUGAAUUCCAAAAGGCCAAAUCGACAAGGGGGUAUCCCCCCAAAUAUUUCGCCGCUUACCUCCCCAAGCCAUUCGCCUCUCGUGGGCACUCCAGCCAGCAGUCCAGUCAGCAAAACUGCCAACGAAGAAUUCCCAGAGUCAACCGUCACUGCCACUAAGCAAACCAUCAAGCCGCACAGGGCUCUAAGUUGUACUCAGAGUGCGCCUCCCUUGGCGGAGCCUGUGGUGGCCACACCUGUUGUGUGCAGCAGCUGUGGCAGGCCAUAUAACCAAAAAGACACUGGUGAAGGAACAGUGGACAGAACUGAUGGGGCAUCACACACGUUGAGCAGAACAGAUGAUCCAGCACAAGCCACUUCUGACUACGAAACAAACAACAGCGACAGCAGCGACGCCGUGCAAAACGAUGACGAGACAGAUUGUUCCAAGGAGCCGGCACAGAUGGGAUCCAUCUGUAGAACGUAUACUCCAGAGGCAAUCAUACUGCAUCCCUUGUUGCCGCCGGAGGAUAAACCUAUUCUUGCCCCAGAGCCUCUCAUAAUGGACAAUUUGGACCCGCUUAUGGAUCAGCUAAACAAUUGGAAUUUCCCCAUCUUUGAUUUGGUAGAGAAGAUAGGCAAGAAAUGUGGCCGGAUCCUGAGUCAGGUCUCCUACAAGCUUUUUGAAGACAUGGGGUUAUUUGAGACCUUUAAAAUUCCCGUCAGAGAGUUUAUGAACUAUUUCCAUGCUCUAGAAUGUGGAUACCGAGACAUACCGUAUCACAACAGGAUUCAUGCCACUGAUGUCCUCCAUGCUGUCUGGUACCUUUCCACCCAGUGCAUUCCUGGCCUGCCAACUGUGAUUAAUGACCACGGGUCAGCAAGUGAUUCAGAUUCUGAUAGUGGAUUCACUCACGGCCACCUGGGAUACGUGUUGUCGAAAACGUACACGCCAGCAGAUGACACUUACGGCUGCUUGGCUGGCAACAUCCCCGCCCUUGAGCUCAUGGCUCUUUAUGUAGCAGCUGCCAUGCAUGAUUAUGAUCACCCUGGAAGAACCAAUGCCUUUUUGGUUGCAACCAGUGCUCCUCAGGCUGUCCUAUAUAAUGACCGCUCUGUUUUGGAGAACCAUCACGCUGCUGCGGCAUGGAAUCUGUUCAUGUCCAGACCGGAAUAUAACUUCUUAGUCAACCUUGACCACGUGGAGUUCAAGCACUUUCGGUUCCUUGUUAUUGAAGCCAUUCUGGCUACUGAUCUGAAGAAGCACUUUGAUUUUGUGGCCAAAUUCAACGCCAAGGUGAACGAUGGCGUAGGCAUUGAUUGGACGAACGAAAAUGACCGCUUGCUGGUUUGUCAGAUGUGCAUCAAACUGGCUGACAUAAAUGGACCAGCAAAACACAAGGAAUUGCAUCUACAAUGGACAGAAGGCAUCGUCAAUGAGUUUUACGAACAGGGUGACGAAGAAGCCAGCUUAGGUCUCCCAAUCAGCCCGUUCAUGGACCGCUCUGCUCCUCAGUUGGCACACCUCCAGGAAUCCUUCAUCACUCACAUCGUGGGCCCACUGUGCAACUCCUAUGACUCGGCGGGGCUGAUGCCAGGAAAAUGGAUCGAAGACAACGAUGAGUCAGCCGACACGGAUGAGCAGGAUGAGGAAGAUUCGACGGACAUGGAGACCUAUGAAAACUCCGAACCAAGAAAGAAGAGGAGGAAGAUCUACUGCCAGAUCACUCAGCACCUGCUUGAGAACCAUCAGAUGUGGAAGAAAGUGAUUGAGGAGGAAGAGAGGACAGCUGGGACAGGCAAGCAAACCCCAGACCAACCGGCAGCGUUGCACCAGCCCUCUGAACAAAUCGAGGCUAUUAGAGAGGAGGAGGAAGAGAAAGGGGGGAAGCCCAGAGGCGAAGACGACAGCUCAGCCCAGGAGACGAAUCAAUGACAGUGAGACAAUUCUGAGCAGUAUUGGAAGACAAACAGACUUCUCUCUACCAGUUCCUUUUACCAGCCAGCACAACAUUUAGACACAACACUGUAGAAUUAUGGGAUAAUGCACCUACAGCUGUUUAGGUUGUUCCUCUUUCCUCUUUUUUUUUAAAAAAACAACAACCACAGUGAGGUACCUUGUUUAAACUGCUGGGUGCAAAAAUAAGCUUUCACUCUGCAGCACCGACUUUUACAGACUUUCAUAUGGGAUGAGGAAUU
Pogona vitticeps (central bearded dragon) is the source of this 2872-nucleotide messenger RNA. It is a transcript of the gene PDE3A, whose product is annotated as phosphodiesterase 3A. NCBI's taxonomy places the organism in Eukaryota, Metazoa, Chordata, Lepidosauria, Squamata, Agamidae. Gene Ontology annotation, biological process: signal transduction. Gene Ontology annotation, molecular function: 3',5'-cyclic-nucleotide phosphodiesterase activity. The record is from RefSeq and is a predicted model, not a curated record.